This is a messenger RNA of Cynara cardunculus var. scolymus (artichoke), 1551 nucleotides long. RefSeq names its product aspartic proteinase PCS1-like. The record is from RefSeq and is a predicted model, not a curated record. Gene Ontology annotation, biological process: proteolysis. The transcript has 3 exons. Gene Ontology annotation, molecular function: aspartic-type endopeptidase activity. NCBI's taxonomy places the organism in Eukaryota, Viridiplantae, Streptophyta, Magnoliopsida, Asterales, Asteraceae. Bases 1 to 1374 code for a protein of 457 amino acids.
AUGUUUCAUGUUUCUACACAUGCUACAUGGAUACUUGAUUUAGUUAGAUAUGUGCUUGAUAGUGGUACCGAUGUCGGGAAGGACGAUGAAAGAGCGCUUGACCGUUCUACCCAUGUCGAGCCUUGUACAUUGGAAUACCUAAAUCUUGAGCAAAGCCCAACCACCCAACUAUCUCUCCCCAAAACAAUUUUUUUAAAAACGCGUUUUGCUUCCUUCCUUCUUUCGGCUUUGUAUUGUUCUUUUCCUACUCCUGUCUCCUUUUCUGUUUCAUAUAUAAACCCUUCCCUUCCCUUCCUUCCAAAGGCUCUGAUCGUUUCUCUACCAAUCGGAACUCCACCACAGACGCAACAGAUGGUUUUGGACACCGGCAGUCAGUUAUCAUGGAUCCAGUGCCACAACAAAACUCCAACGACGUCGUUUGAUCCUUCUCUCUCUUCUUCUUUCUCUAUCCUCCCUUGUAACCAUCCUAUUUGCAAACCUCGAGUUCCUGAUUUUACCCUCCCCACCACUUGUGACCAAAAUCGCCUUUGCCACUACUCUUAUUUCUACGCCGAUGGGACUUUGGCCGAGGGCAAUUUAGUCAGAGAAAAAAUCGCGUUUUCUCGUUCCCAAAGUACCCCUCCUCUCGCUCUCGGAUGCGCUACCGCGUCCGACGAAGCCGAGGGCAUUUUGGGAAUGAAUCUCGGACGGUUGUCCUUUGUCUCCCAAGCUAAAAUAUCCAAGUUUUCUUAUUGUACACCCGUGCGACAAAAUAACGCGAAAAUCAAACCAACGGGUGCAUUUUACCUCGGUCAAAACCCAUAUUCCAAUUCAUUUAAAUAUGUUGACAUUUUGACUUCCCCUAAGAGUCAACACUCACCCAAUUUCGAUCCUUUUGCGUAUACCGUUGGUUUGGAUGGGAUCAGAAUCGGCGGUAAAAGAUUAAACAUAUCGAGAUCAGUGUUUCGACCGGACGCGGGUGGGUCCGGUCAAACAAUGAUUGACUCGGGCACUGAAUAUACUUAUUUAGUGGAAGCAGCGUAUAAAAAGAUAGAGGACGAGAUAUUGAGAACUGCGGGAAGGAGAUUGAAAAAAGGGUACGUAUAUCGUGAGGCUUUGGAGUUGUGCUUCAAUGGAAAUUCGAUGGAGAUCGGACGGUUGAUAGGGGACAUGGUGUUGGAAUUUAAGAUGGGGGUGCAAGUAGUGAUUCAAAAAGAGAGGAUGUUGGAUGACGUGGGCCGUGGGAUUAGCUGCUUGGGGAUCGGACGGUCAGAAAGAUUAGGGGUACCAAGUAACAUUAUAGGGAAUUUCCAUCAGCAAAAUCAAUGGGUAGAAUUUGAUAUCGUGAAUCGAAGAGUGGGGUUCGGUGGAGCCGAUUGUAGCAAAUCAGUGUGAGUGUAGUAGACUAGAGAGUAGGGUGAGUGGGUGGGUGGGUGGGUCAACAUGUGGUAAAUAUGGUUAUAAUGUACAAGUCUGUAUACGCUUUGUAUGAUCCAGUGUGUGCCGCCACAGGCACUAUAGCGUACUUUUUGUAUAAAAACACAAGAAAACCAAGUGCUACACCUUUGCUUU